Molecule: messenger RNA, 1560 nt
Organism: Hevea brasiliensis (rubber tree)
Lineage: Eukaryota; Viridiplantae; Streptophyta; Magnoliopsida; Malpighiales; Euphorbiaceae
Exons: 5
Coding region: 247-1299 (350 amino acids)
Cellular component (GO): chloroplast
Source: RefSeq, a predicted model, not a curated record
AAAAUUGUCCAACUUGGGGAGGCGUGACUGCAGCCCACAGUGUAAAUGUUCUCUGUGAGUCUUGGCUGGUGGGUUCUAUUGGUGUUGGGCCAACUGAAUAUUUAGAUUUGCCCUCAAGAUUUUGAUUCUCACAUUCUGUGCAGAGUUUAGGCUUCUAGGGUUUAAGUCCUGAAUCACCAAAAAAAUAUUCAAAACGGAGAAAGCUCGCCAACUGUUACCUUUAAACCCUAUAAUCCUUCCCAGAAAAUGGAACUGCAAUCAGUUUGUCGUGGGUUUGCUGCUCCAAAACUCAGAUUUCCAGCUUAUCGUCUAUUGUAUCAGCAAAUUGUUCCUUCAAGGCUUGGAAGUGCCUCAAAAUCAUUUCUGAUUCCGGGUUUGGAUAAUGUAUUUAAAGGGUUUCCGUCAUCAUGCUUGAACAGAGGAGUUAUUGUACGUGCUUCUAGUUCCAAUUCUAGUGGAAACACAAAUUUGAAGCUUUUGGGUCGAGAUGAUGCUGCUGUACCUGCUGAUAGGUUUCAUGGUUCGGAACCAUUUAGAGGGAAAUCAGGUUCUGCUUCCUUUUAUGGGUUGACUCACCAAUCGGUGGAAGAAGGAAAAUUGGUAUCAACUCCUUUUGCUGAAGACAAAGGAUCGCUUCUUUGGGUUUUGGGGCCGGUCGCAUUGAUAUCAUCACUGAUUGUUCCCCAGUUCUUCGUUGCAAAUGCAAUUGAGGCUUUCAUCAGGGAUGAGGUUCUUGUAGAAAUUGUGGGAUCAAUUUCUUUUGAAGCGAUGUUUUAUGUUGGUCUUGCAAUAUUCCUGCUUGUAACUGAUCGAGUUCAGAGGCCAUAUCUGCAAUUUAGCCCAAAGAGGUGGGGUCUCAUUACAGGCCUUAAAGGAUACUUGACAUCAGCCUUCUUUGCUAUGGGCUUUAAGGUCAUCUUCCCUCUGUUGGUUGCGUAUGUAACUUGGCCAGUGCUUGGCCUACCUGCCUUGGUUUCUGUUUUUCCGUUCUUAGUUGGCUGCAUUGCUCAACGUGGUUUUGAGAUUCGUCUGGACCAGCGGAGAUCAUCUUGCUGGCCUUUAGUUCCUAUUAUAUUUGAGGUUUAUAGAAUAUAUCAAUUAACCAAAGCUGCUCAUUUUAUCGAGAAAUUAAUGUUGUCCAUGAGGGGGCUUCCUGAGUCUGCAGAGUUGUUGGAAAGAAACAACGCCUUAAUUGUUAUGAUAGUAACCUUCCAAGUUCUCGGUGUGGUUUGCCUCUGGUCAUUGUUAACCUUUUUCACAAGGCUCUUUCCUUCUAGACCUGUAGCAGAGAACUAUUGAUGUUUGCAAUGGCUAUUGUAUAUUCUGUUCCUAUAGGUUUCGUACUCAUUUAAUAUCUGCACAGCACGAGAUAACUACAAGGUUGAUGAACGUAAGUUUAAUGAUUGUCAUCCGUUAUAAUUUCCGCUAAUCUUAGAUUACUAAACUAGGUUCAUUAAGCAAGUCCUGUCUUGGUUCCUUGGAAUCCGUUGUUAAGGAAGUACGAGUGCCAGUUUAGAGAAAGACUUGAAUUCAAUAGAACUGUUAUAAUUCACUCUACCA